AUGGCCCACCAGUAUUCCAGAGUCAAGUACAUCCUUCGUGGCAGGACUGUGAUGUCGUACUCCCCCGCCGGAUUCGCAGCACUGUCUCCAGCGAGGGCACCAGCGACACCUCCUUCGCCAAACAACGACGGCCUUUUUGGCUUCUUCACGCAAGAAACUCCACCACAGCAACUGCCACCACCGUCGCCAAUGGUUGCCACUGGAAAAGGUAAAAAGAAGGAUGAUCGUCUUUUUGAAACACCUGAGAAAGAGAAUAAGAAACCGGCAAGCAAGAGGGCCCCCCACACACCCGAAGAUGCCCCUCCUCUCAAAAGGAACGAUGCAGUCCCCUCCAUCGAGAAGCAGAUCAAUCGUCAGCUUGCCGGACUGGAUCAAGAAGGAUCGUUCACCGGCGGACACCAGGAAAUGGGUGAGUCACCAUUUAUGUUCCUGCUCGCAGAUACGUUUGUCACAAGCAGAACCAAAACUCACCGACUCGGUUGGUGGAAACGGAAAGCAUCGCCAAAGUCGGUGACUUCCCUGUCUUCAGACGAGGACGACCAUGCCAUCAGCGAGGGCACCUUGAAGAAAUGGUUGAUCGAAGAGUCCCAAAACAAUGCGAGGAUUCUGGCCAAGAAGGGUCCCGCCACUCCACACAGAAUGGGGGAACCGAAGCAGCCGAAGGCCAAAGCUGAACAGAAGAAGCCCAAGCUGCCACCUGGUGGGAAAACUAGGAUCGAUGACAUCAUGAGGAUUGUGCGCAAGGACAUCACCAAUCAGUUCACCCAAAACCCUCGAAUGAUGGAGCUCUCUGCUGGAGAAAUCGCUAACAGAAUGGAGGAGGUUUCUCUCACACUGUCCUUGGAGGCAGCAGCACUGCCCUCGGCAGUGAAUCAUGCGAGGAAUGUGGCAGCAAAAAAGAAGAACCAACAAGAUGCUUAA
This is a messenger RNA of Seminavis robusta, 921 nucleotides long. The record is from the annotation of a GenBank genome assembly. Lineage: Eukaryota; Bacillariophyta; Bacillariophyceae; Naviculales; Naviculaceae.